Adineta steineri is the source of this 798-nucleotide messenger RNA. The record is from the annotation of a GenBank genome assembly. NCBI's taxonomy places the organism in Eukaryota, Metazoa, Rotifera, Eurotatoria, Adinetida, Adinetidae.
AUGUCAUCAGUAACAAAUAAACAAAGAGUUAGUUUUGGUUAUAAACAAACAAAUCGUCAAAGAAAUAAUAUGAAAUUACCACCACAGGACUUUAACAAUUAUGACGAUGAACCGUCUAUGAAUUUUAGUCAACUAAAUAGAAAACGACCACGAGAGUCACAUAGUCCGAAGUUCAAUAAAGCAAAAAAAUUAAAACAAGAUGAUAAUAAUACAGUUAAUUCAAAUUCUUCAAAUUUUCAUGUGUUAGAAAGUGAACUUUUAAAUCAUUAUUCUACAGCAAAACAACUUGAUUCUACCUAUACAUUAAAAUGGAAACUUUGCCAAGAUCUUUUUGCAAUGUUUAUUGGAAUUGUUCCAAAUUUAGGUGUUUAUUUAGUUGGAUCAAGUGCAAAUGGAUUUGCUACUGAAGAUACUGAUGCCGAUAUAUGUAUUGUUAUUUCAUCUUAUCCUAUUGAUCAAAAACGUGAAGCAGUUAAAUUUCUUGAAAUAGUUCGACGUGCAUUACGAAAAAAAAUAUUUGCUGGUUCAUGUGAUUUAAUACGUGCUCGUGUACCUAUUCUACGAUUUACUGAUUAUGCCACUCGAUUAAGAUGUGAUGUAAACAUUAAUAACUCAACUGGUAUUCGAAAUACAGAUCUAUUACGUUUUUAUUCAGAAACAGAUGAACGAGUGGCUCCACUUGGUAUUGCAAAACCAUCAGUUGUACCUGUUUGGCAAGCGCUUUUACCAAAUCGUUUUGAUGUUAAUAUACCUGUUUCCCGAUUAAAACGAACUGAUGAACCAAAAUUAAUUUGGAGC